Sinocyclocheilus anshuiensis is the source of this 1253-nucleotide messenger RNA. Its product is annotated as 60S ribosomal export protein NMD3-like. Gene Ontology annotation, biological process: ribosomal large subunit export from nucleus. Gene Ontology annotation, molecular function: ribosomal large subunit binding. Lineage: Eukaryota; Metazoa; Chordata; Actinopteri; Cypriniformes; Cyprinidae. The record is from RefSeq and is a predicted model, not a curated record. The transcript is spliced from 10 exons. The coding region runs from base 1 to 882 and encodes 293 amino acids. Gene Ontology annotation, cellular component: cytoplasm; nucleus.
AUGGGACAUCUCACAAAAGUAAGUGUGUGCUCGUGUCUAAACGAGGGUUACCUGUGUGUCUGUAGGUACCUGCAGCCUCUGGGGACGUGGCUCCAGUGCGCUCUGGAGUCCCACGAGCUUCUGGCUCUGUGCCUUAAGAAACUCAAGGCUUCCGUGGCAAAGGUGAGACUUAUCGAUGCGGGCUUCUUAUGGACGGAGCCGCACUCUAAAAGAAUCAAGAUGAAGCUGACCAUCCAGAAAGAGGUCAUGAAUGGAGCCAUUCUGCAGCAGGUGUUCGUGGUGGAGUUUGUCAUUCAGCCUCAGAUGUGUGAGGAUUGCCAUCGGGUGGAGGCCAAAGACUUCUGGAAAGCAGUCGUGCAAGUCAGACAAAAGUUGCUGAGGUGGAUGGGAGCACGUUCUGGCGUCAUCCGUUCAGCAGUCUGUGUAGCCCGCGGCAGCUGGAGGAGUUCAUCGUCAUGGACAUCGACAUUAUCAGAGAUCAGCGUGUUCUUCAUGCAACUCUUUAUUCAAAGUCCAGUUAUUGAGAUCGAAACGGUUCAUGAAAUGUGUCAAGACAAAUGGAUUUGCUUUGAUUUUACCAAUGCCAAUAUCAAUGAUGAGUUCCUCAAUAAGAUGAACCCUCACCAUGUUCCUGACGUGGUAAGACAGUCACGCAUUACAUCUUUACAACUCAUGUGCAUACAAUACACUGAAUUCCUGGAGGACCUGGAGGAAGAUGAGAUGCUGAGGAAGAACGUCAACAUCUUCAGAGAUGCUUCAAAGAUCCCUGUGGUAAGUGAGACGGAUGACGACGGCGCUCCCAGGAUCUCUCUGGCGGAGAUGGAGGAUCUGAGCCUGAGCGACGCCACCGGUGGAGCAGGAGCUCAUAUGAUGACUGAUUAAUAUACAGCACCUCAGAACAGGGCAGGUGUCAGCUAAAACUAGCCCGACAGACACGGUUAAUUCUCAUGUUCAUUGCUCUGUCUUUAAGAGAGCUGCAUUUCCUAAUGUGCCGGUGCGGUGAUGCAGUAAAUAAAACAUCUUAACCGUCUCUGUAUGACAGGUGGUUGAGAAAUAAGACGGAUGGUUGACUCAAAAAAUGAAAAUGCUGUCAUUUACUUGUCCUUAUGUCAUUAAAAACCUAAAGACUUCCUUUAUUCUGCCGAACAGAAAAUUAGUUUGUUUAAUGAACAUCCAGUUGCGUGAGAUCAGUGGCAGUAUAUACAGGGUUCCCACGCUUCUUGAAAGUGCUUGAAUUUCAGGCAUAUGGAUUC